AGGUUAUGCACAAUGUCAUGUACACAUCAGAAGAGGCGGAGGGUCAUCGGUUAGCCAAUCCGUUUGACACUAUCACCGAAGGGAUAGGUAUCAAUCGUCUGACUAACAACUUCAAGGAAGCGAUGGUGGACUCUGCAUUUCGCGGUACUGAUCAAGAGGCAGUACACAUGGCCAACUAUCUGCUGCGCAAUGAGGGCAUGUAUGUAGGUAGCUCAUCUGCCAUGAACUGCGUGGGCGCUGUCAAAGCCGCACGUGCGCUCGGGCCCGGCAGUGUUAUUGUCACGAUACUAUGUGACGGAGGGGGUCGACACGCGUCUAAGCUUUACAACCCCGAGUACCUGCGCGCAAACGGCCUGGUUGUAUCUCAGUGGGACGCAGCCGACCUCUCCUUUGUGCUGGCGGAAUGAGUAGGGUCGGGUGAGCGUCCUAUAUACAAAUCUAGGUACAAUGAAUAGGUGCAGGGGAGUGUUUUAGUACAUACCCGGGUGCAAUGAAUUGGUGCACAGUACCGGUAUGCUCAAGCCAGCCCCACAUUUCUGGGGUCAGUUACUAUUUAUCUAAAACAUCGAAACAUCAAAAUAGGGAGUCAUAUCACUCUUGACUCGGAGUCUUGAGUUCGCUAGAGGGUUUCGUGGGGUAGAUGAAAUAACACGCCAUCGAACAUCCACGCUGGUGUUUAGCGUCACCCGUUUGUCUACCUAACUAGGUUGAAUGGUUUUAAACUACACUAAAAAAGAUCAUAUUGGCGUAUCAUGGUGUACAGAUGAAAAGAGCUGAUUCUCUCGUCACCUUCUGAAGAAGUAGUUCGAUCACAGUGCUUAAUCUGUGGUGUCAAUUGAACUUACAUAUAUAUAGCGGGUAUCGCUGAACCUGUAAAACUGUCUAAGGUGGUGAUUUGUUACUGGAUAAAUAGAACUCCCUCUUUUAAACACCUAUUUUUAAAGAGGAUGGCUACAACAGCAAACCACCUAUCAUAAAUAGGAC
Messenger RNA from Sphaeroforma arctica JP610, 984 nucleotides. RefSeq lists its product as hypothetical. The record is from RefSeq and is a predicted model, not a curated record. Gene Ontology annotation, molecular function: cysteine synthase activity. Gene Ontology annotation, cellular component: cytoplasm. Bases 6 to 407 code for a protein of 133 amino acids. Lineage: Eukaryota; Ichthyosporea; Ichthyophonida. The transcript has 3 exons.